Messenger RNA from Dalotia coriaria, 421 nucleotides. RefSeq names its product oligosaccharyltransferase complex subunit ostc-like. Bases 122 to 421 code for a protein of 99 amino acids. NCBI's taxonomy places the organism in Eukaryota, Metazoa, Arthropoda, Insecta, Coleoptera, Staphylinidae. Gene Ontology annotation, cellular component: oligosaccharyltransferase complex. The record is from RefSeq and is a predicted model, not a curated record. The transcript is spliced from 3 exons.
UUCUUUCUGUAUGUGGCUGUAAACGAUUGUUGAGGUUACAGCACCUUAAUCUACCGGGAAGUUUACAUUUUCUAUUUAUGUGUUUAUAGAUAUUUACAAGUAAAUACAUAACAACUUUAUCAUGGAGAAAUUGUUUUCUCUUCCUUAUCUCGUUCUCGAAUGCCCGAAUAUCAAGAUCAAGAAACCAUCAUGGGUGCACCAACCUUCUCCCAAAACAAUGUUUGCAAUAGUUCUUGUAUCUUACUUUUUAGUAACUGGAGGAAUAAUCUAUGAUGUAAUUGUUGAGCCACCAAGUGUUGGAUCCACAACUGAUGAGCAUGGUCACUCGAGGCCUGUUGCAUUUAUGCCAUAUCGAGUAAAUGGCCAAUACAUAAUGGAAGGAUUGGCCUCAAGUUUUAACUUCUCAAUGGAUUCAUUAUAA